AUGUCUGAUCUCUGCCCCCCAUGGGCCUACUUCUUCGGCUUCGCAGGCGUCACAAGCGCGAUGGUCUUUUCGACUGUCGGAGCUGCCUAUGGAACGUCCAAGGCUGGUAUUGGGAUCGCGGGUCUCGGUACCUUCAGGCCUGAUCUGAUCAUGAAGUCCCUCAUCCCUGUUGUUAUGUCUGGUAUCAUCGCCGUCUACGGACUGGUGGUUUCCGUCCUGAUUGCAGGUAACAUCUCCCCGUCAGAACCCUACUCUCUCUUUGCCGGCUUCAUCCAUCUUGCUGCCGGACUGGCGUGCGGCUUCACUGGGUUGGCAGCUGGCUACGCAAUCGGUAUUGUGGGUGAUGCGUGUGUGCGAGCGUAUCUGUACGAAUCAAAGGUCUUUGUAUCCAUGGUCCUGAUCCUUAUUUUCGCCGAAGUCAUCGGUCUGUACGGUCUCAUUGUCGCCCUUAUCCUCAAUACUGCGGUCCCCGGAGAAGCAGUGUGCGGCGCCACAUAA
Molecule: messenger RNA, 498 nt
Organism: Cryptococcus amylolentus CBS 6039
Lineage: Eukaryota; Fungi; Basidiomycota; Tremellomycetes; Tremellales; Cryptococcaceae
Product: V-type ATPase, C subunit
Exons: 11
Coding region: 1-498 (165 amino acids)
Biological process (GO): proton transmembrane transport
Cellular component (GO): proton-transporting V-type ATPase, V0 domain
Molecular function (GO): proton-transporting ATPase activity, rotational mechanism
Source: RefSeq, a predicted model, not a curated record